AACAGCUGUGCCUUAAUUAGUCGUUCACCACUUAUUCUUUCUCCAGUUCAUCACAAAUGUAUUCCACCUUCUGAAAUCUCAUUCUAAUUUUAAUCUCUUUUAGUCCCUUUUCUCUAGUUUCCACAAUUCAAACAAAAUUUAGGAAAAGUAUGAUGCAUUCAGUAGGUUAUCUAUACAUAAUUAUCUGGCUUGUUGUUGUUGCUGUUGUCAUUGGAUCUGAAUCAAUUAGUACUUUAGACUCGCCAGCGAAAAGCUCAAUUGAUUCUUUACUUCAAGAAUAUGCUUUCAAGGCAUUGUCAUGGCCAAAAACCAAAACUGGUACUGCUUACAAUGGAUCUGUUCCUUCCACUUUGGCUGGGAUUAAAAUUUCAGCUUUGAUGCUUAGAAGAGAUAGCUUAAAAUGGAGAGGUUAUGGUUACUUUAAUGAAUUUAUUAUCCCAACUGGGAUCACUGAGGAGCCUCAUGUAACAAGAAUUGUUCUGGUUUACCAGAAUCUUGGUAAUUGGUCCUCAUUUUAUUAUCCUUUGCAUGGUUACACUUAUCUAACACCAGUUUUGGGUAUUUUAGCUUAUGAUGCAAUGGAUAUGUGUGCCAAAAAUAAGCCAGAAUUGCAGGUUCAUGCUUUGGAAUUUCCUAUUAAUAUUAAGUUUAGUAAUGUGCAGCCUGCACCAGAGGGGUCUUUGAUCAUGUGUGUUCAUUUUUACUCGAAUAAUUCAGUCGAAUUUGGCAAUGUAACAAAUGGAAAUGGUUGUUCAACUAGAAAACAAGGCCAUUUUGGCAUAGUUGCUGAGUUGAAAGUUGCUCCUAGUCCUUCUCCUUCUGCUGAUGGAAAUAAUAAUCAACUUAGCUCUACAGUGUGGACUAUUUCAUUGGGAUUUGUAGGUUUUGCUUUCUUGGGAAUAUUAUAUGUUGUUGCCCAAAAGUUUAUAUUAGUGGAAAGAAGAGUAGUUUUUGAAGAUUCAGCAGCAAUAAUAUUUGAGCCCUUAUUGGGGGCAGGGGCAGGGGCAGCUAUUGACCAAGCUGAGGUGACAUUGCCAUUGCCAGAGGAAGGUCCGAGCAGACGUUUGCCGGAGAGCAAUUAUGCGACUAGACCGUUGCCCGAGAACGACUAUGUGCCUCAGAUAUUAAGCAACUUCAAUCAAAAAUCUGACGAAGAAGAUGCGUUGCCGGAGAACGACUAUGAGCCUCAGACAGUCAGCAAUUUUGAUCAACAAAGUGAAGAAGAAGACGAAGAAGAUGCGUAGUGUAUGCUCAUUUUUCCUGUAUUCAAACCACUAGCUUGGUUACAGAGGUACUACUUUUUUUAUCACCUUGUAUCAUAUAAUCUAAUUUAAGGUGCAAAUUGAGGUGGCGUGGUGUAACAUAUAUAGUUCCUCAAAUUACUUUAAUUACCUUGAUUAUGUGUACGAAUUAACAGUAUCAGUUAUUGCAUUGUAUUCAUUAACUCAAACAAGCAUGAAGGUAUACUCACUGAGUCCCUGGAGGAGGAAAAUUUGUUACCUAAGACAGAAUACAAUGUUUUAUCUGUUGUUCUCCAAGUAUACC
Messenger RNA from Nicotiana attenuata, 1545 nucleotides. RefSeq lists its product as uncharacterized. NCBI's taxonomy places the organism in Eukaryota, Viridiplantae, Streptophyta, Magnoliopsida, Solanales, Solanaceae. The record is from RefSeq and is a predicted model, not a curated record. The transcript has a single exon. The coding region runs from base 150 to 1244 and encodes 364 amino acids. Gene Ontology annotation, cellular component: membrane.